Messenger RNA from Xyrauchen texanus (razorback sucker), 3055 nucleotides. RefSeq names its product 72 kDa type IV collagenase-like. The transcript has 13 exons. Lineage: Eukaryota; Metazoa; Chordata; Actinopteri; Cypriniformes; Catostomidae. Gene Ontology annotation, cellular component: extracellular matrix. Gene Ontology annotation, molecular function: zinc ion binding; metalloendopeptidase activity. The record is from RefSeq and is a predicted model, not a curated record. Bases 176 to 2146 code for a protein of 656 amino acids. Gene Ontology annotation, biological process: tissue remodeling; proteolysis; response to hypoxia.
GCGCAGUCUCGAGCAUCAGAGAAGUGCGUGUGCAAGCAGAAGUCAUUCCACAGACCACGGGAGCAGGAUGUUUCGCUGAGGAAAAGAAAGAAUAUUUGCAGUGCUGUCGAUAAACUCGUAAAAGCUUUUUGUCCACCUUAAUUUUAAGGUACAGGCAUCUCUGAACCAGACCAAAAUGAAGAGCUUUACGUUUUUCAGCUGUAGGCAUUUUGUCCUCAAAGUUUUCCUUGUGCAUUUUCUUGGGUCCCUGCAAGCCUUUGCUGCGCCCUCACCCAUCAUUAAGUUUCCAGGCGAUGAUACUACUCACACAGACAAAGAAGUGGCCCUGCACUACUUAAAUAAGUUCUAUGGCUGCCCAAAAGACAGGUGUAAUCUAAUGGUUUUGAAGGACACACUGAAGAAGAUGCAGAAGUUUUUUGCCUUGCCGGAGACAGGGGAGAUCGACCAGAAGACAGUAGAGAUCAUGAAGAAGCCACGAUGUGGAGUUCCUGAUGUGGCUAAUUAUAAUUUUUUUCACAGGAAACCCUUGUGGGGACAGAAAAACAUUUCAUACAGGAUCUUGGGCCACACCCCGGAUCUUGAUGAAGAGACAAUUGAUGAUGCUUUCUAUCGUGCAUUUAAAGUCUGGAGUGAUGUCACACCUCUGAACUUCACCAGAAUCAUGGAUGGAGAAGCAGACAUCAUGAUUAACUUUGGCCGAAAUGAACAUGGUGAUGGUUAUCCAUUUGAUGGGAAGGAUGGUCUUCUGGCUCAUGCAUUUGCCCCUGGACCUGGUAUUGGAGGAGACUCUCACUUUGAUGAUGAUGAGCUUUGGACGUUAGGCGAGGGACAAGUGGUAAAGGUCAAGUAUGGUAAUGCCGAAGGGGAGUUCUGUAAGUUUCCAUUCUUGUUCAUGGAUAAAGAGUACACAAGCUGCACCUCUCAGGGUCGUGAUGACGGUUUCCUUUGGUGCUCUACCACAUACAACUUCGAUGAAGAUGGAAAGUAUGGCUUCUGUCCUCACGAGCUCCUUUUUACAUUGGGUGGAAAUGCUGAUGGAGCCCCUUGCAAAUUUCCCUUCACAUUCCAAGGAGAGAAAUAUGAUAGUUGCACAACCUCAGGCAGAGAUGAUGGAUACCGUUGGUGUGCCACAACAGACGAUUAUGACCGGGAUAAGUCUUAUGGAUUCUGUCCAGAGACGGCCAUGUCGACGGUUGGAGGAAAUUCAGAAGGUGCUCCAUGUGUCUUCCCCUUUAAAUUUCUGGGCAAUACCUAUGACUCUUGCACUAUCUCAGGCCGCAGUGAUGGGAAGAUGUGGUGCGCCGUCACCAAAAGCUUUGAUGAUGACCGCAAAUGGGGCUUCUGUCCUGACCAAGGCUAUAGUCUAUUCCUGGUGGCGGCCCAUGAGUUUGGUCAUGCCCUGGGAUUGGAACACUCAGAUGACCCUGGAGCUCUCAUGGCUCCCAUGUACACCUUCACUAAAACUUUAACGUUGUCUGAUGAUGAUAUUAAAGGCAUCCAGGAGCUUUACGGUGUAUCAACAGACAAACCUUUGCCUACUCACACUCCACCAGUCACUCCAAUGGAUGUAUGUAAUGAAAACAUCAUAUUUGAUGCUGUAGCCCAAAUCAGAGGAGAGAUUUUCUUCUUUAAGGACAGAUUCCUUUUUAGGACUGAUGUCAGGAAGAAGCUGACAGGCCCCAUGCUUGUGGCUACAUUCUGGAGUGAACUUCCAGAGAAGAUUGAUGCAGCUUAUGAGAAUCCUCUGGAGGAGAAGACGGUCUUCUUUGCAGGUGAUGAGAUGUGGGUAUAUUCAUCCAGUACUCUGGAAAGAGACUAUCCCAUGAAGAUCUCCACCAUGGGUCUUCCUUCAGAUUUGCAUGCAAUCGAUGCAGCCUACUCCUUUCACAAGAGCAAGAAGACAUACUUAUUUGCUGGGAACAAGUACUGGAGAUACAAUGAAGCCAAGAAAAAGAUGGAUCCAGGCUUUCCAAAACUUAUUGCUGAUUCUUGGAGUGAUGUCCCCGAUGACCUGGAUAGUGCCCUCAGCAUUAAUGGUGAUGGUCAUAGCUACUUCUUCAAAGACUCCCACUACCUAAAAAUGAAUGACAGCAGUCUGAAAAUUGUCAAAGUCGGGGAAGUCAAACGCGACUGGCUACGCUGCUGAGCGUCAGCAGAACAUUCAGCCUGCAGCACUCUGUGAUGAUCUUCAUCACUAGGUAAACAAGGCCAGUGUGCCAAGUGACAGCGCUCACAUUUACAAUACUGCCCUCUCUUGGUUACUCAGAGCCUAUUAGAUUAUAACCCGUCCUUAGCUAACCAGAAAGGCCUGAUGAUUUCCUUGAUUGCCUGGGCGCAUAUUGAAUAAAAACAUAGGUAAACAAGAGUCUCCAUAAUUGUGUUGAUAUUUUUUUUUUUUUUGUCAUAAUGUGUGAUGUUUCAUGUUUAUUUUUCAGUUUGAAAAUGUUUAGUGUAACCUAUGUGUGUAUCAUCAGAUUUUAAAGGACUUCUGACAUUUCUCAUUUGAAUAUAAAUGUGUAAUUGGUGUCAGUGAGAUGUAUCUCCUGUUUUUUUAUAUAUAUAUAUUUGCACAAAUUAAAUCCAUCCAAGCAGUAAGUCAAAAGCACAAAUGUAGUAUUUUGAUAGUACUGAUAUGCAAAGAUUAAGAGCUUCAUGCAUUUUGUAUUAAAUACUUUCAUAUAAAUACGCCUGCAAUAAAUUUCAUUAGACAACACAUUUUUAUACAUGAUAAUUGUGAUGUAUACCAACACAGAGACCAAACAACUGUCAAAGCACAUCUUUCUUGUUAGUCUUGUUUCUUUCCUCUCAUUGUACAGAGAGAUUCAUGGCACGGGUUGCCUGAAGACUGUAUAGAGUUUGUUGCAUGAUGGACUCAUGUCAAGCAAGUAUCAUGAGAAUACUGAUUAAUAAUUGUGUGUAAUAUUUCACUCUUUUUUUUUUUUUUUAAUUGACAUUUUCAAUCUGUUUAUAUUUGUAUUGUUUUUUUUAUUGUUUUAUAUCAUCUAUUCUUUGUGCACUUUACUAUCUGUCUCAAAAUAAAGAUUUAUUAUCCUUU